This is a messenger RNA of Physcomitrium patens, 1777 nucleotides long. RefSeq names its product AP2-like ethylene-responsive transcription factor PLT2. The record is from RefSeq and is a predicted model, not a curated record. Gene Ontology annotation, molecular function: DNA-binding transcription factor activity; DNA binding. NCBI's taxonomy places the organism in Eukaryota, Viridiplantae, Streptophyta, Bryopsida, Funariales, Funariaceae. Gene Ontology annotation, biological process: regulation of DNA-templated transcription.
AAGAGGAUUGCAAUUGCAUCGCAAUGCAAAGUUAAGGGGCUCGUGCUGAAGAUCCAUUCAUAUUGCUACUUUACUACCCCUGCUGCUGCUGCUGCUUCUAUUGUUGUUGUAAUUGUUGUUGUAAUUGUUGUGGAUGUUGUUGUUGUAGCGAUGCAUGCUUGUUUGCUGUGUGGGUUUUGCUUCCGAAUGUGAAGCUGUGGGUAGUUUGUUUGAUACUCCCCCCGUUGGGACCAAGCUUGCUUACUUGCUUGCUUGGCACCAUGAAGUCUGCGGAGACCGAGACCGAGGGCGCAUGUUCCUCGUCGCGUUCGGGCUCGGGCUCGGCAUCGGGAUCGUAUUCCGGUGCGGAGAUCGGAGCGGUUGGAAUCGGUGUGGUGGGACGUAGUCGACGGAAGAGGAGCUCACGCAUGCGUACUUUUAGCUCGGGCACGGCAGCGUUGGCUCUCGUUGUGUCCACUGCGGAGGGCCAGACGCGAGAGCGGAAACAUGAGCGGAGCUCGCAGUACAGAGGUGUUACUAAGCAUCGUGGGACUGGACGCUUUGAGGCUCACUUGUGGGACAAGACGGGAUGGAACCAGAAGCAGCACAAGAAGGGGAAGCAAGUGUAUCUUGGUGCCUAUGAGAAAGAGACUGCUGCUGCUCGGGCUUAUGACAUGGCCGCUCUCAAAUACUGGGGCCCUGAGACAGUGAUCAACUUUGAGUUGGAGGAUUACACCCAAGAGCUGAAAGAAAUGGCCAAGAUUUCCAAAGAGGAAUAUCUCGCCACUCUUCGCAGGAAGAGCACUGGUUUUUCAAGAGGAGUUUCCAAGUAUAGAGGUGUUGCAAGACACCAUCACAAUGGACGGUGGGAGGCCCGCAUCGGGCGAGUGGAAGGAAAUAAAUACCUAUAUCUGGGAACGUUUGGUACACAAGAGGAAGCCGCUGAAGCUUACGAUAAGGCUGCGAUCAAAUACCGUGGUGCCGCUGCCGUCACAAAUUUUGAGUUGACUCACUACCCUGAGCUUGCAAAGGACAUUCCAUUGAAACAAAGGCGAAAGAACUGCGUCACAACGGCCACUUCUACAGACAGCAAGCCAGUCACAAAAGUGGAUGGAAGUCCAUCUAACAAUCCAGACGUACUGGAGAAGGCGAACCAGAGUAACGUUCAUGGGCUAAAGAUGAUCCAAUGCCCUCAACCUCCAUCUUGCUUGGACGAUUUGGACGAUUUUCAUGUGCAAAGGAAGCACCGUCUUCAAUUCAAGCAAGAGGCCCAAAGGAUUUCUUUAGAUGAUUUCUGUUUUGAAGGGCAUUCGGAGGAUGUCCACACGAAGAGCGCAAGGAAUUUCUGCUCUUUCUCUCAUAUAAAAGAUGAAGACCUUCCUGACUUUUACACAGACCCUGAAGACUUGUCGAUAGAUUAUUUAGACUCGAAAGCUGAUGUGUUGGGGGUCGACUAUGAGGACUAUUGGCUUGCGGAUUUGGACAGUGUGUAUUCUGGCUGCAGUUCGUGUAUGUUAGAAGGUGUUCAAUCGCCCAUUCUGGCCCGUGGGUGAAUACCACUCUUUGGAUGAGAUUGUAUACUAAUUUAGUAGGGUGCAAGCGUCACAGUUGUUGAGGUUAGUGAGGAUAAUGGGUAGCAUAGAAAAACCACAUUACAAGAAGUCCACCACUUCUAGGAUAGUACUAGGCUUAGACCUAAUUUUGAGGUAUGUAAGAUAUACAGGUGGAUUGGUGGAUGCUUCCAAUUUUCAAAAGAAAGUAAACUCCAUUUUUUUAUUUUCAGGAGUGUGUUUUGAUC